AUGGAGCCCAACACGCCCACGGGAGACAACAACCGGUCAGCUCCGGCACCGGGUCACCACCACGGUCACAGUCUCAAUGGCAACAACACCCAGGCGAGUCCCCCGUCCGAUGCUCCCGCGCCCGUGGAAAAGGACAGUGGCCAAUACGGUGCCGGCAGUGCGAGAGGUGAAGAGCCGGCCGUUGGCGCGGACGAUGAGAAGAAGAAGGGCGUCGUCGAGGACGUGAACCUCGACGCCAGCACCAUCAACGACAACGAUGUCGACAACCGCGGCUUCCACGAGCCGUCGGUCAUCCGGACCGCCGGCAACAACGAAGACGAGGAAGAGAGCAGCGGCAACGACAACAACGCCGACUCUCACCACAACCCGCCGCCGCCCCCCAACGGCGGCUACGGCUGGGUAUGCACCGCCUGCGUGGCCACCAUCAACGCGCACACUUGGGGCCUCAACUCGUCCUACGGCGUCUUCCUCGCGCACUACCUCGCGACCAACACCUUCCCCGGGGCGACGCCCCUCGACUACGCCUUCGUCGGCUCCCUCAGCAUCAGCUGCGCGCUGCUGUGCUCGCCCAUCGCCACCAUCUGCACGCGCGAGUUCGGCACCAAGCCCACCAUGCUGGCGGGCGUCGUCAUGGAGACGGCCUCGCUGAUCUGCGCCAGCUUCGCCAACCGCAUCUGGCACCUGUUCCUCACGCAGGGGGUGCUCUUCGGCCUGGGCAUGGGCUUCCUCUUCACGCCCUCGGUCGGCAUCGUGCCGCAGUGGUUCAGCACCCGCCGGUCCCUCGCCAACGGCUUCUCCGCGUGCGGCUCCGGCCUGGGCGGCCUGCUGUACUCGUUCGCCGCGGGCGCCAUGAUCCGCAACCUGGGCAUCGAGUGGGCGUUUCGCAUCCUCGGUAUCCUCGCCUUUGUCGUCAACACCACCUGCACGCUGCUGGUGCGCGACCGCAACAAGAUCAUCGGCUCCAGCCAGCUCGCCUUCGACACCUCGCUGUUCCGCCGCCCCGAGUUCCUGCUGCUGCUGGCGUUUGGCUGGUUCAGCAUGCUGGGCUACGUCGUUCUCAUCUUCAGCUUGGCCAACUACGCAAACGAGAUUGGCCUGGGCGCCUCCGAGGCCGCCCUCAUCAGCGCCUUCUUCAACCUCGGCCAGGGCGUGGGCCGGCCGUUUGUGGGCUACUUUAGUGACCGCACGGGGCGCAUCAACAUGUCUGCACUCAUGACGCUUCUGGCGGGCGUGUUUUCGCUCGUCAUCUGGGUCAACGCCAAGGUCUACGGCGUGCUCAUCUUCUUCGCCAUCAUCUGCGGCUGCGUGGGCGGCACCUUCUGGACGACCAUCGGCCCCGUCACCGCAGAGGUCGUCGGCCUCAAGCACGUGCCGUCGGCCCUGAGCCUGGUCUGGCUGACCAUUAUGCUGCCCUGCCUGUUCAGCGAGCCCAUCGCGCUGCAGAUCGUCGCCGGCACCGGCAGCUACCUGGGCACGCAGCUCUUCACGGGCUUCAUGUUCGUGGCCGCGGCCGCGUGCCUGCUGGUGCUGCGCGGCUGGAAGAUCGGCCAGGUGCGCGAGGUGGCGCGCCUGAUCAACGAGGCGCCCGAGCACAUCGACCCGGUCAAGGUCGAGAACAACGAGGAGUACAACGCCCGCAGCCGCAAGGUCGGGCGCAAGCGCAUGGUGGCCGACUGCUGCGGGCGCGAGAGGGUGUGA
Molecule: messenger RNA, 1698 nt
Organism: Purpureocillium lilacinum
Lineage: Eukaryota; Fungi; Ascomycota; Sordariomycetes; Hypocreales; Ophiocordycipitaceae
Biological process (GO): transmembrane transport
Cellular component (GO): membrane
Molecular function (GO): transmembrane transporter activity
Source: RefSeq, a predicted model, not a curated record